Molecule: messenger RNA, 1521 nt
Organism: Hyaloperonospora brassicae
Lineage: Eukaryota; Oomycota; Peronosporomycetes; Peronosporales; Peronosporaceae
Source: the annotation of a GenBank genome assembly
AUGCCGUCGACACGAGCGCAGCGGCUUCUUCCUCUUCUAUGGACAGCGUUUGCAGCGCUGCUGCUGUGCCCGUGCUCUGCCUUCUCGCUCUUCACGCACGACACGGGUCCUCUCUUCACCACGUCGUUCCAAGUGCAUUCGCUCAACGCGCAGAACUACGACACCACAUUGAACGAUACCACUACCACUGUCUGGCUCGUGGACUAUUACGCGCCGUGGUGUCCCCACUGCCGCCAGUUUGCGCCCGAGUGGGAGAAAGUGGCGAGUGUGUAUGCUGAGACGAGCAAAGUCCAAGUGGGCGCCGUGGAUUGCACCAAGAACAGCGAACUUUGCAAUAAGGAGAACAUUCGUGGAUUCCCUGGCGUGAAGCUUCACCAUGUGCCAGCCAGUGCAGAGGAGGCCUAUAUGAUGCCAAGAGGUGCUGGUACUGCAAAGUCCGUGAUUCAGUGGGCAGAAAAGCUCAUGGAAGAGCAUGGUGUCGAGUCAGGAAUGGAUGUGGAAAACUUGGCAGCUCACUUGUCGAAUGUCCGAAAGAAUGGCGCUAUCGUAGUUGAUGGAGACAAACAAAGGAUGCAAUACAGUGAUCAGUCAUUGGAAAUGAAGUACGGGCGCUUGCAUGACGCAGGUAUUGGCGCGGUGUCUACGUUUGAGAAUGGCUUUUUCAUGGGAGCCAAUGUACUGGAAGGAGAGAGGUACGAGAUGGCGUUAAUGUGGAUUAAGGCACUCGCGGCGUCGUUCCCUGGCAAAGCGAAUCGACAGGUACUUGUAAUGCUCGUGCAUUCGAUGAUGACGAGCAAACGCUGGACGCAUGACGAGUGGACCGUGUUGCUAAGUGAGUGGCAGGAACUCACGAGUGACAAAACGUUUCCGGUGAAUUUAUUCGCGUCAAGUGAGCACAAGACGUGGGCGUUGUGCGAGACAUACACGUGCGGACUGUGGACACUGUUUCACAGCAUGACAGUGAGUAAAGUAGAGAUCACUGAGAAUUCUUCUGAGGAGCCAUGGAAGCCGAGUAAAAUUAUGGCAUCUAUCAGACUGUACGUUGACAACUUUUUCGGCUGCGAAGAGUGUCGAGAGCAUUUCAUGCGCUUGAACCCAGCGAGUGUAAUUGAAAAGCUCGGCGCUAUGGACACAAAAGGACCCGAUGCCGUGGUAAUGUGGAUAUGGAAGAUGCACAAUAUGGUGAAUGAGAACGUAAAGAAAGACCAGUGGCCGUCAAAGAAGAUGUGUCCAGUCUGCUACGUGGAAAAUGGCGAGUCCAUAUCUCUAGACCCAGCGCGACUUCAUGCUGAUGAAAUAGUGGCGUACGUUACAAGUGCGUACGGCCAUGAUGAUGAGGAAAUACGCGCCAUGGACGCUGCACAAAACGGCAAUAUAUUUGCGCUGCGGUCGUCGAUGGAUGUGUUCAGCUCGAUGAUGCUCGUAUUGGUGCUGUUUGCGCUACUGGGUGUAGCCUUUGCAACAAGAAAACAUCGCACUUCUUCUCACAGGACAAUAGUGGCGCGAAGCCACAUAGCGUAG